Messenger RNA from Aphanomyces astaci, 783 nucleotides. RefSeq lists its product as hypothetical. The coding region runs from base 84 to 491 and encodes 135 amino acids. The transcript has 2 exons. NCBI's taxonomy places the organism in Eukaryota, Oomycota, Saprolegniomycetes, Saprolegniales, Verrucalvaceae. The record is from RefSeq and is a predicted model, not a curated record.
CACAUUGACCGAUCCAACAUGGAGUCCGACCUAGCACAAGCCAACGACCUAGUGCGCCGAAUUCUGUCAGGUACAAGACCCUCAUGUACUUGGCCUACCCGAGACGCAUGUGCAUCCUAGAUGCGUCUUGCAAAGAUAUCACGCAAAAGUCGACGACAACAGCCAUCCAAAACGCCAUCGAGCUGUCGUCGAUGGCUACGACAAUCACAUGCUCGGUCGAGUUGAUAGAUGGUAGCAUUUUCCCUUUUGCAGUCGGCGUAUCUGCUUCCUACGGCACGCUUCUCAAGGCCAUUCAAGGCGUGCUGACGUCGAAACUUCAUGGUCGACAUAUUUCAUGGAAGUACAUGUGGCGGCACUACACGUUGCAAUGCAAUGGAGUUCUGUUGCAUGUCCCCCUCCGGUCCAAAGGUCCGUUUGUCCACCACAUUCCUCACGCCAUGGACGACCAGCAUUUACGAAUUCGCAUCGUGAAGACCCCCCAUGUCAAAUGACCACCUUGUGCUUCAAAGUAACGACGAUCCACAUCGUCUAAAUAGGUAGACUCAGGAACUUCGUCGUCAUGUGUAGCAUUGAUCCUCGCCAGUGGUGGUGGCUAUUAUUCAAUUGUACGGCACUGAGACACCCUGGGAAUGGUCUGACAAAACUUGUGCGCACUUGAAAUGAUUGUCCUCCGACGCUGCCAACCAGUGACUUGGUCCUGCUCUAGGUGCAUAGUUGUCAACAAGGGGAGUUCUCGUUCAAUGAUAAACACUUUUCAAAAUAUACUUCCGACUAAUAGAGGUG